This is a messenger RNA of Tachyglossus aculeatus (Australian echidna), 1734 nucleotides long. Its product is annotated as olfactory receptor 1030-like. Gene Ontology annotation, molecular function: G protein-coupled receptor activity; olfactory receptor activity; odorant binding. Gene Ontology annotation, biological process: sensory perception of smell; G protein-coupled receptor signaling pathway. Lineage: Eukaryota; Metazoa; Chordata; Mammalia; Monotremata; Tachyglossidae. The record is from RefSeq and is a predicted model, not a curated record. Gene Ontology annotation, cellular component: membrane.
AUGUUUAAUAGGAAUUAUACAGAAGUGACUGAAUUUAUUCUCCUGGGGCUGAAGGUUCAAGCAGAGCUGCAUCCUAUCCUCUUUGUGAUGUUUCUUGCCAUCUACCUCAUCACCGUGGUGGAGAAUGUCGGCAUGAUUGUUCUCAUUCGAAUCACUCCCAGACUGCACAAUCCCAUGUACUUUUUCCUUAGCCACCUCUCCUUCGUGGAUCUAUGCUAUGCCACCAAUAUCUACCCUCAGAUGCUGGUGCAUUUCUUACCAGAGAAGAAGACUAUUUCCUUUAUUGGUUGUUUCAUUCAAUUUAAUAUUUUUGUCUCACUGGCCAUCACCGAAUACUAUCUGCUUACAGUCAUGGCUUACAACUGCUACGUGACAGUUUUCAGCCUACUGCUUUACGGCAGCAAAACAUCUAGGGGAGUCUGCAUUGGUCUGGUGAUGGCUCCCUAUGUCCAUGGCUUCCUUAAUGGCUUGAUACAGAUGGUGCUGAUGCUUCAUUUGUCAUUUUGCAGUUCUAAUGAAGUCAAUCACUUCUUUACCGAUCCUCCUCUCUUACUCCUGUCUUGCUCUGACACCUUCGUCAAAGAAACUGCCAUGUUUGUGGUAGCUGGUUUCAACCUCAUCUGCUCUCUCUUGAUCAUUCUCAUCUCCUAUGACUUUAUCUUUGCUGCCAUUCUGAGGAUCCGUUCGUCCCACCUGACUGCUGUCACCAUAUUUUAUGGGACUCUUCUCUGCAUUCAUAUAACACCUCCCACUGAGCACUCAGUUGCACAGGGGAAAAUAAUUGCUCUCUUUUAUACCUUUGUUUGCCCCAUGUUGAACACUUUCAUAUACAUCAUGAGGAAUAAUGAUGUGAAGGAUGCUAUGAACAGAGUUCUCAAAUUUCGUACCUCUAGAGGACUUAAUGGUACUCAGGAGCCUCUUGAGGCGCUGGACCUGCGCCUCUCAGCAUCUUUAGCCCCUUUGGGUGCCCUCCCUGCCAUCCGUCUUUGUGCAUAUAUUGGUAUUCAUUACCAAUACAUUCUUCCCAGAACAGAGUUGGAUGCCAUGGUUCACCUGGGCAAACUCAAAUCUUUUAACCUCCCCCUUCUAUGCAAAAAAAACUGGCUCCCACAGUGGGUUACUCGAGGUAAUAUCCAGCCGACCAAAGAUCUGGUCUUCACAGAGAAGACUUCAAAUCAAAGACCCUUGGACCAUCUGCACUGGAGGAAACACAUCUUUCAUUUGUUCAUUCCCUUGCCUCUAGAAUUUUGUAACAUCCUUGUUCAUGUGAACCUGUCUCCAUAUGAAAGCCUGGCUUUCGAUUCCAUGGGCUGGGAAUCUGGAGUUGGCAGUAAGUCCUUCAUUUCCAGAUUACCUAAUUUAGAAAUUUAUGUAGUAUUUGAGUGCACGGAGUUUGAAGAGAGGGUGGGUGAAAUAACUGGUGUACUAGACUGGAAGCUCUCUCUGAAAUCAUACUGGUUUACAAUGGCUGAAGGGCUGUUCUUAUUGGGGGUCAAAAAUCUUUGCAACCUCAAAGGACUAGAGAGCUUUUUCUACAAAUCCUCUCUCCUAUACAUAAAUAUAUUUAAUGAAACAGAGACUGACCCUCUUAAUAUAAAGGAGGAGGGUCACAGACAUUCUCUUCUGGCUCCAAACGCCAUAUGGAGUUUGGGACAUUUUCUACUCUUUUGGAAAUUGGUUAUGCUGGAGAGGUUUAAGAAAUGCGACUUAAAAACAAUGCUUCAUACAUUUUAA